GGGGCAUUUUUAUCUGGUAUUCCCACCACACCUACGGAGUCUCAUUUACGCACGGGACGCACAGGACCCAUUAUAUCCAAAACGCACGGACUGUACCGCACUCCCCGACAGAUCUCCCUUCUCUACGCCGCUCCUCACACACCGAUCGUCGGUCAUGUUUCGCUGCGGGAUUGCCUACCCCCGAUGCAGGUGGAUCGUGCCCCUGCUGCUGCUCUUCGCCAUUAUUUUUGACAUUAUCGCCAUCGCCGCUACCUCUGGAUGGGUCGAGGAUGAAGACGCCAAGACCCACUACGCCAGUAUGUGGGAGCAGUGCCGAGGCAGGAAUGACAUCUGGGACUGCAAGACGCUCAUGGAGUUCCCCUGGGCCAUGGCAGUGGCUGCUCUGAUGAUCAUCGGCCUCCUCAUCCUCAUCGUCGCCUUCAUCAUCUCCUGCGUGGCUCUGUGCUGCACGCUCAACUUCACACUCCUGCCAGUCAUCGGAGGAAUGCUGGUCCUUGUUGUGAUUCUCCAGGUCAUCGCUCUGAUCGUCUACCCAUGCGAAUUCAACGAGAUGAUCUUCGAGGGUCACUAUUACUACACCUGGGCCUACGGAUUCGGCUGGGGCGCCACCAUCCUCUGCAUCGGAUGUGCCGUCCUCUUCUGCUGCCUGCCACGCUACGAGGACGAGCUCACAGGCCUGAAGAAAGUGAAAUACCUCUAUACCUCCGCUUAAAAACUCAACCUGCACACCCUCCCGAUUACAGACAUUUCCACUCUGAGCUAGGGAAAAAUGUUUACUCUGUACCAUUUCACCAAAGCUCCACGGUGGCUCAGUUCAGUUAGAUUUGGUUCGUGAAAAACCCUCCUCGAACAUCAGAGGCAAUGGGUCAUUCUUCCAGGAAGUGGACUGUGAUUGGAUGUUGCAUCUCCUUUAAUGUACAGACCUCUAUAUUAGAUUAAGACAGCAUCAUAAAAAGAUAUUUUUACCAUUUAACAUUCUGCAUUUUAAUGUGAGAUACAUUCCUCAUUUUAUCUGUACUUUUUACCAAUAAUUCUCAAUGCAAGAUCACCCAAGUGCACUUAACCUAAGGGAUGUCAUUAUAUGUAAAGAAUAGCUUUAAUCUGGUUUAUUGUAGAACUCCUAAAACCUUGCUAGAAGAAAAAUUCUGACUACAUUUUGCACAGGAUGGAAAAAGGACAUUUGGUUUUGUCCAAUAUGUUAUAGUUUUCAGUUCUUUAAUCUAUGUCUACUAUUCUGUAUGUGGUUGUGUGUAAGGUGGAUCCAAAUGCUUGGAGUAAGAAGCUGAAUGUAAUCUAUGGAAAUGUAGUUUUAACAUUUGUUUUUGCACCUUUUUUUUUAUUGGAUUUCUUUUGCUAAUUCUUGUCUGCUAUUUGUUCUCAAAGUUUUGUAUUCUUACUUAUUGUCAAAAGGGUUUGAGUGGGGGUUUGCUGUACUGUCUUUGUAUAUGUUCUGAACACUAAUAAUACACUUGAUGAGGAGACACAGCGUGUAAUGUUUGAUUGAAUUGGCUGCAGUUGUUCGUUCUGUCACUCUACACUGGAAAGCAAAUUAAUAUAUUUUAGGUACACUUUGAUUGAUCUUGAUAGUUAAUUUCCCAUGCACAUUUAUAACAUGUGUCAACAUUUGGCUUAAAGGGAGCAAUAUAAACUCAAAACUUCCAGUGUUUUUUUAUGUCCCAUUGCCUCAAAGUUCAAAAACAAGACUUUCCCUGAAAGAUAACCAAUCGUGUUUUUUCUAAAAGUUUUCAUAAGGUUUAAAAACGAUUCUUCUCCUAACAAUCGGCUGGUUUGAUGAGACACUGAACCAACAAUCUCCUGACAUACGGUGUGUUUAACAUGUGCCUUAGCUUCUUCACUGCAGUGUUGCUGAAUGUCCCUAGAACUAGUCAGUCCGGUUUCACUCACGCUUCAUCCCAGUCAGCAGUUACAGUUCUGUUCAUGCCAAGACCAAAUCCGUGCACAAACAAGACCAAGCUUUAUUGUUUUUACCACAGUAAAGAGUUUUAACUGUUCAAUGAAAACAACUUUUAUGUAACUGCAUAAAAAAGUGCUUUAUCUUUUGAUUUGGUAGACAUUUUAACUGAGAGUCAGUACAAACUGUGCUAGGUUUACACAUGGAGAAGGUAAAAACAAACAAGCUUUUACUUACGACAUGUGUCGCUCUUAAUCUUUUUAAGACAUUAUUAGUCGCUAUAGGGGAUAUAAUGUACGAUAAAGAUUGUCUUCAGCAUUCAUUAACUUCAGAAAAUCACCUGCUGUUCCUCUGCUGUAGUAUGAACUGUUUAUUUUUUGGUAGUCUGUGUAUUUUUAUGCAAUAAAAAACUUUUCUUUUGAAGCGAA
Molecule: messenger RNA, 2340 nt
Organism: Trematomus bernacchii (emerald rockcod)
Lineage: Eukaryota; Metazoa; Chordata; Actinopteri; Perciformes; Nototheniidae
Gene: perp
Product: p53 apoptosis effector related to pmp22
Exons: 3
Coding region: 155-712 (185 amino acids)
Biological process (GO): cell-cell adhesion
Cellular component (GO): cell-cell junction; membrane
Source: RefSeq, a predicted model, not a curated record